Messenger RNA from Nipponia nippon (crested ibis), 794 nucleotides. It is a transcript of the gene CUNH3orf52, whose product is annotated as chromosome unknown C3orf52 homolog. The record is from RefSeq and is a predicted model, not a curated record. NCBI's taxonomy places the organism in Eukaryota, Metazoa, Chordata, Aves, Pelecaniformes, Threskiornithidae.
AUGAGUUGCCUCCGCGCUUGCUUCAGAGACAGAGGUCCUCGUGCAGAGACAGAAGCUAUGAAAAGGCAAAGCUCUGGUCAGGAGCAUGAGAUUAUUGAAUUACAAGAAGAUAAUGUGGAGAAAAGUGAGACUGAUCGUGCCAAGCCUCUAAAUACUCAAACAAGAAAGGAGAGAGAUCACUGGAAAUCAUGUGGGAAUGUAGUUUUCUGGAAGUGUAAACUAUGGAUGGUUAUAACUACAAUUUUUCUAGUAUUCUUCCUGGUUAUUCUCAUCAGCCUAAUUCUUUAUUCUAAUGUUUACACAGAUGAGGAUGACUAUUGGGAUCCUGAUGCACUACUAAAUUGUCGCAAUUUUUCGGGAACGUUGAAGUUAAUGUGUGGUCUCCCACACCUUUUCUCUGAAAACAUUACUGAGAAGUUAACAGAUGUCUACAGUUCAUCUCCAGCUCUAGGACGCUACUUUAGGUCAGCUCAGGUGGUUUCUUUCAGUAAUGAAAGCUCCACUGUAUUUUAUCAGCUAGAGUUUUCUGUACCACCAUCAACAGAGGGGUUUAUGGAAAACACAAUGAACCCAGAUUUUAUAAGGAGCGUUUUACUUCAGAAUAUUUAUGAUGAAGAUGAUACUUUUAAUCCUGCGACGUCCGAGUGUAACAGGUUAAAGCUUGACCCAAGUUCUCUCACGUUAACAUGGAAAUGAUGGAAAGACUCCUCAUCUUCCUUACCGCCUAGAAGACAUGGGCUUCUCCUGUCUAUUAGUAAUGCCAGGGUAGGGAGCUAUUCAUUAGGUAGAAACAC